AUGCGUACCGACAGAACAACUGACGGAGACAGUGUGAACCGCAAGAAAGAGGCGGCGGGCCAGCACCGCGCGAGACCUGCAGCUGCCCCAGAGGGACCACAGGGAAGCUCCGUUCUGAGAAUUUCUCACUCUCAAGCGAGUCGAGACGAGAGGUGGCGAAAGAAGGGACAAGAGACAACUCAACUCCGGCAGAAUGACGGGAGCCGGCCGGUGAGAAAGGCGGAAGUCGUCUUGACUGCGACCGGCGGCACUAGAUGUGCCUUGCGUGAGUAUCGGUGGUUUUUGAGUGCGCUCUCUGCGGAGGAAAAGGGUGCCCGCCUGCUUCCCACUCAAACGGUCACGAAAAAAGACUACAAUGUCGAGUCUUCGCGCAGAAAGACGUGA
Molecule: messenger RNA, 384 nt
Organism: Toxoplasma gondii ME49
Lineage: Eukaryota; Apicomplexa; Conoidasida; Eucoccidiorida; Sarcocystidae
Exons: 1
Coding region: 1-384 (127 amino acids)
Source: RefSeq, a predicted model, not a curated record